AUGGGUUGGCACCUUAAACCCUUCAGUGAGGCACCAAGACCCUUCCCCUGCCUGAGAUCUCCUCGCCUGAGAUGGCCAGGAGCUCCUGCGAUGGACAGCCAUAGAAGCCAGCAGCCUCGCCUGUGCCCGGGAAGCACAGCUGUACUUCUGGGUGAUAAGUUUGACCUUGAAAAUCUGAGUGAAGGAACAAAGGGCAUCGUCUGGAGGGCAAAGGGAGAAGAAACAUUUGACAAACACCCUCCUCCUGUUUCACUCCUGCUCCCAAGAGCAAAAUGUUGUCUCCAGAGUGUCAAACGUAAGCAACUCCAUUUGUCCUCUGGCAUCAGAGACUCUUACUUUGGGAUGUCAGAAUCUAAUGAAGACCAGAUGAGCCAUCUAGACUGGUUAGAUGAAGAAGUGAACUUUUACUUGAGUGAAAAUAUCCUUCUGCCUGAUGAAGGAACUCCAGGGGGCAUAGAGUCUGCUGAGCUGUUCUUAGAAGAUCCUGCCCUGUCAUCUCCUGACCAACCAGCCCAGCAUCAGGAUGAAGAAGCUCAGGUGGCAGCAGAGCUGGUUGCCAAGGGGAAUCACAAUCUGAGGUGGAAGAAGCCUUAUGACGUGGGAGCUGGGCUCAAGAACACGGGGAACAGCUGCUACCUGAAUGCUGCCCUGCAGUGUCUGACACACACUCCACCUCUUGUCGACUACAUGCUGUCCCGGGAGCACUCUCAGAAUUGUCACGAAGGAAGCUGCGUGUUGUGUGCUAUGGAACAUCAUGUGUCCCGGAGUCUUCUCCACUCCAGGGAUGUCAUCCAGCCUUCAAAGACGCUGACUGCUGCCUUCCAUAAGGACAGGCAGGAAGAUGCCCAUGAGUUUCUGAUGUUCAUCUUGAAUGCCAUGCACAUAUCCUGUCUCCAAGGAAGCAAGGACUUGGGGUCCACAUCUGAGCACAGCACCCUGAUCUGUGAGAUAUUUGGAGGCUCCUGGAGAUCUCAGAUCAAGUGUCUCCGCUGCCAGGAAACCACAUACAUCUUAGAGCCCUUCCUUGACAUCACCCUGGAUAUCAAAGCAGCUCAGAGUGUGGAGCAAGCCUUGGAGGAUUUAAUAAAGGAGGAAAAGCUGUGUGGGGAAAAUGCCUACCAUUGCGGCCACUGUCAGGAGAAGACGGCAGCUUCCAAGACUCUGACUGUGCAGGAUGCCCCACAGGUUCUCCUGCUGGUGUUGAAUCGCUUCUCAGAGUUCACAGGCGACAACAAGGACAGGGAAGUGAGCUACCCUGAGUCCCUUGAUUUCCAGCCAUACGUAUCUCAGUCCAGUAGCAGCCCACUGGUGUAUACCCUGUAUGCUGUGCUGGUCCAUAAUGGUGUGACUUGUCACAGUGGCCAUUACUUCUGUUAUGUCAAAGCUGGCAAUGGCCGAUGGUAUAAGAUGGAUGAUUCUAGUGUCGACAGAUGCGACGUGACUUUGGUCCUAAGUGAGCCCGCCUAUUUGCUCUUCUACGUCCAGCAGACUGCUCUCAGAAGGGAUGGUGUAGAUGCUCCCAUGGACACAGUAAGCAGGGAUCUUUGCCCAGAACCCCAGGUAGGAACAUCCGGGCAGAGAAUGACCAACAGAGGAUCCCCCAUAGAAAUAAGAGAGCCACUGGAUCUCACAAAGAAAACAGAUACCAACGAUUUCCAGUGGGAUAUGCUUUCUGACUACCCAAGCCUGUGGUGA
Arvicola amphibius (Eurasian water vole) is the source of this 1695-nucleotide messenger RNA. Its product is annotated as ubiquitin carboxyl-terminal hydrolase 17-like protein B. Gene Ontology annotation, molecular function: cysteine-type deubiquitinase activity; cysteine-type endopeptidase activity. NCBI's taxonomy places the organism in Eukaryota, Metazoa, Chordata, Mammalia, Rodentia, Cricetidae. Bases 1 to 1695 code for a protein of 564 amino acids. Gene Ontology annotation, biological process: protein deubiquitination; regulation of apoptotic process. The record is from RefSeq and is a predicted model, not a curated record. The transcript has 4 exons. Gene Ontology annotation, cellular component: nucleus; cytosol.